This is a messenger RNA of Brugia pahangi, 273 nucleotides long. The record is from the annotation of a GenBank genome assembly. Lineage: Eukaryota; Metazoa; Nematoda; Chromadorea; Rhabditida; Onchocercidae.
AUGUUUCCUUGUACUUCAAAAGCAAUAAAGAUUCAAACAGUGGCAGGAGUUGCGACAGUUGCUGAUAUGAUGUAUCUGGGAACAUUGCUAGUGAUAGUAUCGAUGCUGGUGCCUUGGACGAUCGCCGAAUUGAAUCCGGCAGGUGACGACAGCAGUGAUGACGAUCGCAGCAAGACAUCUCUCGGUGACGGUGUCGAAUUCCCGGCUUUUCUUCCUUUUGCUCCUCCUCUCGAACAUACUACUUCUCCGGAUGCUCCUCCUUCAGUUCCAUAA